AUGGACAAAGUGAAAGCGCUCGUCGAAAGCGCUCGCCACCUAUCGCUCCAUCCACUGGAUACCUUCCACUCCACUCUUGAUGAUCAUUUGACCAAGAUCUACAAUGCAUUCCCUGCAGACGCCACGGAGAAGGCUCACUUCUUCCAGACCACGCAGGGUGAGCCCACUCUCCAAGGCAAAUCGCCGGAGUAUCCUCUGGUUUCGAUUGAAACGUUCCGGUCGUACAUGAAAGGCGCAGCCGCAUGCGCCGAAGCUCCAGCACAAGAAGUAGACGCCGAGGCGCCGAUUUCGGACUAUUUUAUUUCCUCAAGUCAUAAUACUUACUUGACAGGCAACCAGCUGUACAGUGAUGCCGCUGCGAGUGCUUACACUUCUGUACUGCUGCGCGGAUGUCGAUCGGUUGAGAUCGAUGUCUGGGAUGGGCUGCCAGAAGACUCGGGGUCGGAAGGCAGUGGCCCGAGCAGCUCGGACAGUGCUUCAGAGGAAGCUUCCAAGGGCGCCCCGAAGGCAAGCUUCAAGGAAAAGAUCAUGUCCAGGCUCGAGUCCCGGGAAAAUCCUGGAUCGGGCCUCACGCGCUCUGUUUCGAAGCAAUUGAGCAAGAGAUUGAGUUGGAAGGUCGAUAAACCUCAGACAGAUAGCUCGGUCACCACAACAUCCAUCGAGCCUGUAGAGAAAGCUCCCGUGAAGGCAGAGCCUCGUGUGUUACAUGGCCACACGCUCACCAAGGGGACUACUUUUCGUGAGAUCUGCUAUGCAAUCCGCGACAGCGCUUUCGUCACCAGCGAUCUCCCAAUCAUCAUCAGCUUCGAAGUCCAUGCCAACCUCGAACAGCAACAGAUGAUGGUAGAUAUUAUCCACGAAGCAUGGAAGGGCCAUCUAGUCGAAGUCCCCGAGGGCACCGACCCGGAUGCCCAGCCCAAACUAUCUGAGCUGAAACGAAAGAUCCUGAUAAAAACAAAAUCGACCGCCGUGAAGAAAGACACCCCGGAAUCCUCCCCACCCGCAAACAAAGGAAAAGAGGUCCUCGACACCCCCGAUGCAGCAGGCCCCGAGACCGACGCAGAAGCGGACCCCGAAGACGCAGCUCACAAAGCCAAGCCCAAGAAGGUGCUGGAGGCCCUCGCCAAGAUGGCCGUAUACACCCGUGCUUACCAUUUCAGCCACUUCGACCAACCUGAAGCGAAAGUCCCCAAUCACGUCUUCUCGCUCUCCGAAAAGGCUGCCCGCGAGGCCCAUGUGACGCAUCGUGACACACUCUUCGAGCAUAACCGCAGCGCCCUCAUGCGCAUCUACCCGUACGCCUUCCGCGUGACCUCCUCGAACCUCGAUCCCACCUUUUACUGGCGGCGGGGCGCGCAGCUCGGCUGGCAGCUCAAGCCGCCCGGUUACCGCAGCAUUAGGCGUGCAGUGGAGGUGUUCGCAGCGCAGGACUUGGCACUGCCGCUCGGGCAUACGGAGAAGGGAUUCUCACCGUAUUUGGUGGUGCAGUUGCAUGUUGAGGAGCCGGAGGUGGAAGGUAGUAGUGAGGGCGAUGAUGCGAGUUCGGAUACCGAGAAGAGUAGUUAUCGGCGGCGCUCGAGGAACGGAGCGGGGAGAUGUCCUGAUUUCGAAGGGCAGAAGCUGGUCUUUCCUGCUGUAGUGGGCAUCGUGGAAGAGCUGAGCUUUGUCAGAUCGAUCGAUCGCGGGAAUCGCGCCUCGACUGACAAACUUCCAGAUUUAAAAUUAAAGAUGACGAAUUCGGCCGCGACCCCCUGGCCGCGUGGGCCUGCAUCCGACUCGACCGCUUACGAAAUGGAUACAGACUCGUCCAUCUACGAGACGCAACGGGUGAACGGACAGGCGGCGUGCUUUUGGUGCGGGUCACCAAGGUCAUCUCCUGAG
This is a messenger RNA of Penicillium chermesinum, 1881 nucleotides long. Its product is annotated as putative phosphoinositide-specific phospholipase C. The transcript has 6 exons. Gene Ontology annotation, molecular function: phosphatidylinositol-4,5-bisphosphate phospholipase C activity. The annotation marks the transcript as partial. Lineage: Eukaryota; Fungi; Ascomycota; Eurotiomycetes; Eurotiales; Aspergillaceae. The record is from RefSeq and is a predicted model, not a curated record. Gene Ontology annotation, biological process: phosphatidylinositol-mediated signaling; lipid metabolic process.